Messenger RNA from Mastomys coucha (southern multimammate mouse), 5366 nucleotides. RefSeq names its product Rho related BTB domain containing 2 (gene Rhobtb2). Gene Ontology annotation, molecular function: GTPase activity; GTP binding; protein binding. The record is from RefSeq and is a predicted model, not a curated record. Lineage: Eukaryota; Metazoa; Chordata; Mammalia; Rodentia; Muridae. Bases 594 to 2780 code for a protein of 728 amino acids. The transcript has 10 exons. Gene Ontology annotation, biological process: small GTPase-mediated signal transduction.
AGCAACCGUUCCUGGGUGCAAUUUUUUUUCCUUUUUUUUUUUUUUUUCCUCUUUUCCCUCCCCAACCCCCCCAACUUUGCUUUUUUUGUGAAUGAAAAAAGGAGGUCGUGAGCGGUCCCGGGGACUGCGGCGCUCGGCGUCUUAAGGCUGCGCGCGUGCGGCGGCCUCACCCGGCGCCUGGCUCUCUAGCGCGCCGCCCGCAACCUCCGCAGCGCAGCCGGGCGGCGGCGCGGCCCAGCGGCCGGAGGUCGGAGCGGCGGCGCGCAGCCAGGCUCCGCAAGCCUCCAUGACAUUGGGCGCCCGGGGCGCGCGGAGAUGCUGAUCCGGAAGAGGCAGUGGCUGCAGUGCAGCGCCCCAGGCUGCUCACGUGCCGCGGUCCGACCUGGGCUUCUGUGCCAGAGUUUCUUCUGAUCGUACCUGAACCGGGACCCCAGGAGGCUGGGUCUCCAGCACAGAGCAGCAGCGUCGGCGGCUCCCCAACUUGCACGCGCAGAGUGACCCCAGACAUCUCACUAAAAUGAGCGUGCUUAGCAGGAAGAGAUGUGUUCCCUACACUAGAAAUUACCCCGUCACAUGUAGUGGUGUCCCAAUUAAUGGAUUCUGACAUGGAUUAUGAAAGGCCAAACGUAGAGACCAUCAAGUGUGUGGUGGUGGGGGACAACGCCGUGGGCAAGACUAGGCUCAUCUGUGCCCGGGCCUGCAAUGCCACCCUCACCCAGUACCAGCUGCUUGCCACCCAUGUGCCCACAGUGUGGGCCAUUGACCAGUAUCGUGUAUGCCAGGAGGUGCUAGAACGCUCCCGAGAUGUGGUAGAUGAUGUCAGCGUCUCCCUGCGCCUCUGGGACACCUUUGGAGACCACCACAAAGACCGACGUUUUGCUUAUGGAAGAUCCGAUGUGGUGGUUCUGUGUUUCUCCAUUGCCAACCCCAAUUCCCUCCACCACGUUAAGACCAUGUGGUACCCAGAAAUCAAGCAUUUCUGCCCCAGAGCUCCUGUCAUUCUGGUGGGUUGCCAGCUGGACCUGCGCUAUGCUGACCUGGAAGCCGUUAACAGGGCCAGGAGGCCUCUGGCUAGGCCCAUCAAGCCCAAUGAAAUCCUCCCCCCAGAGAAGGGUCGGGAAGUGGCCAAAGAGCUGGGGAUCCCUUACUACGAGACCAGCGUGGUGGCCCAGUUUGGUAUCAAGGACGUCUUUGACAAUGCCAUUCGGGCUGCACUCAUCUCCCGCCGCCACCUGCAGUUCUGGAAAUCUCAUCUGCGCAAUGUGCAGCGGCCUCUACUACAAGCACCCUUCCUUCCCCCCAAGCCACCGCCCCCCAUCAUCGUGGUGCCCGAUCCCCCCUCCAGCAGCGAGGAGUGCCCCGCCCACCUCCUGGAAGACCCGCUCUGUGCGGAUGUCAUCCUGGUGCUGCAGGAGCGCGUGCGCAUCUUUGCCCACAAAAUCUACCUCUCCACCUCCUCCUCCAAAUUCUAUGACUUAUUCCUCAUGGACCUGAGUGAGGAGGAGCUGGGGGGCCCCUCAGGGUCAGGGGGCCCCCGCCCAGAGGACCACCGGAGCCACCCUGAGCAACAUCACCAUCAUCACCAUCACCACCAUGGGCGGGACUUCCUGCUUCGGGCUGCCAGCUUUGACGUAUGUGAGAGUGUGGACGAAGCUGGGGGCUCUGGUCCAGCUGGCCUCAGGGCUUCAACCAGUGACGGGAUCUUACGGGGUAAUGGAACAGGGUACCUGCCAGGCAGGGGACGCGUGCUGUCUUCCUGGAGCCGAGCUUUUGUGAGUAUCCAGGAGGAGAUGGCAGAGGAUCCCCUGACCUUCAAAUCCCGGCUGAUGGUGGUGGUGAAGAUGGAUAACUCCAUUCAGCCGGGGCCCUUCCGGGCUGUUCUCAAGUACCUGUACACGGGGGAGCUAGGGGAGAAUGAGCGGGACCUCAUGCACAUCGCUCACAUUGCGGAGCUGCUAGAGGUCUUUGAUCUACGUAUGAUGGUGGCCAAUAUUCUCAACAACGAGGCCUUCAUGAAUCAGGAGAUCACCAAGGCCUUCCAUGUACGCCGGACCAACCGGGUUAAGGAGUGUUUGGCAAAGGGCACCUUUUCAGAUGUGACCUUCAUCCUGGAUGAUGGAACCAUCAGCGCCCAUAAGCCUCUGCUGAUUUCCAGCUGUGACUGGAUGGCUGCCAUGUUUGGGGGGCCAUUUGUGGAGAGUUCUACCAGGGAGGUAGUGUUUCCGUACACAAGCAAGAGCUGCAUGAGAGCUGUGUUGGAGUACCUCUACACAGGCAUGUUCACCUCCAGCCCAGACCUGGAUGAUAUGAAGCUCAUCGUCUUGGCUAACCGCCUCUGCCUGCCACACUUGGUUGCCCUCACAGAGCAGUACACAGUGACCGGACUGAUGGAGGCUACCCAGAUGAUGGUGGACAUCGAUGGGGAUGUCCUUGUAUUCCUGGAAUUGGCACAGUUCCACUGCGCGUACCAGUUGGCUGACUGGUGUCUUCACCAUAUCUGCACCAACUACAACAACGUAUGCCGCAAGUUCCCCCGAGACAUGAAGGCUAUGUCUCCAGAAAACCAGGAGUACUUUGAGAAGCACCGGUGGCCACCAGUCUGGUACCUGAAAGAAGAGGACCACUAUCAGCGUGCGCGGAAGGAGCGAGAGAAAGAGGACUAUUUACACCUGCGGAGGCAGCCCAAGCGGCGGUGGCUGUUUUGGAACAGUCCCUCAUCACCGUCCUCCUCAGCAGCGGGCUCAGCGUCCCCAUCCUCCUCCUCCUCGGCUGUGGUCUGAGAUGCUGCCACCUUUUUCUGAUCCCGCUGCUGUUGUCCUCAUUAGCCCUUGUCCAUCUGCUCUCCUGUAUCAUCCCCUCUACCCAACCGGUGACGAGGGAAUUCACCUAACCAGAACCCUAAGGGCAGAGCCGUUCUCACCAGCCAAUGUGGCUCAGGCUAAGAGGAGCCAGGCCCUGCAGAUCAGAACAGGGUCCACCUACAGUUUCAGGCAGGGCAGGAAAACAUCUACCCCAAGGUGGGGAGCAGGAAAGAGCUCAGAGCUCUUAUACUUUCUCUCUGGACUUGACAAUAGAGUCAAUGGAGGAAAGCUUCCCUGUAUGUGGGCUUGUCUGUAUUGGUGUCUGCUUUGGCCAGAGAGGCAGCUUCCUCCCCAUCAACAGAAUUUUGAGGGUUGCCAGUAUUUUUGUGAGCAUUGUCCUGUGGGUUUACUCAACUCCUGACUUGAGAAGUUAAGGUAGAAAAGAAGUCCUGAGAGCCCACAUCAAGGCUUCUAUGCCAUGAGGUGUGGCUGCUAGGGGGAGAAUGGACUAAACUGCAGCCUGUCAGCAUCCUCUCAGGACUGACUACAGGCACUGCAGAUUUAAUGGUGGGUAGCAGCGUUGGUUCAAUGUUCAGGUUUGUACACAGUACCUCAGUACAAUGUGAGUUUUCUGCUUCACCCUUCCUGCACUUGUUACAUUUGACAUGGAUGGAGGAGGAGGAGGUGGUGGUGGUGGUGGACAAAGAGGAGGAGAAGGUGAUGGAGGGAAAGGAGUUGGAGGAGGAGGUGGUGGAGGAGGAAGAGGAGGAGGGAGGGUGGGUUCUGUGCUCAGCAAUUUCACGCUCCUCUGGGGUUACUUCCCCUGCCGCUGGGUGACACUGCCUUUUAUGAGGUGAGAGCAGAAACAGUCCAACAGGAGAAACCCCCAAAUCAGAAGCACCAAGACCACGCUAUCCUUUGACUCCCCAAAAGAAUGAAGUUCUAAAAAGAGAGACCCUGUAGGGUAUACAUUUUCAUAAAACUGAAUGGAAGCCUCUAUUACUAUGUGGCUAUACAAGGGUAGCACCAACCAGUCCAAUGCCUUUCAGAAGACGACUCGCACCCGCCCUGUCUGAGGAUGCUGUUCCCCGAGGCUUGCUGGCUGUAGGCUACAGGGUUGCAGGGAAGGCCUGGGGGCUCAGAUGGCAUUGGACCUUUCCCAUCUUGAUGCAGGAUGCCUUUUUCUUCCAAAGGUGACUCCACAGGAUGUACAUGGACCCUGUGCUUUCUUGGAGGUGGGAGGCUUUCAGCAGGGAUUAAACAUCAGAAAAGGAUACACUGGAGAACAGGCCACACACAGCCAACCUGGUACUGGCCAGGGUUAAAGGGAAGGAGAAAACGGGGGAGCUGAGCAGGAAGGAAAUGAUGAUAGUCUAAAGAGGAAUUGAGGUGACUGGAGGAUUGAGAUAGUGGCCGGAAGCCCCCACUGGGAUUAACACUGGGCCUCAGUUGACCCUUCUCAUUUCCUAAUUAUGAUCCACACAUCACCAACUUUACCCUUUCUCUAGACUUUCGAGGUGAAGUCCCAUAAGGGAGUAGAUUAUGAGAGUUCUGGGGUCUCCUCCCCUGAGAAAAUGCUUUAGGCUGAGUCCCCAGGACCUGGAUGGGUUGCUUAGGCUGGUAUUAAAGCAACCCCAGAAACAAAAGCAACCCUACAAUCGUGUGGUGCCAGGACCUAGAGUUCUGAUCUAUUGCCUUGUCAGAAGGAACAAACGGUAGCAGGUCUCACAGUGUUGGUUUUCUGUAGUCUGAGCCUGGAACCGCCAAGUCUGCAGCUGCCUAUUGAGUAAGCCCUCCAGAAUUGCUGGCUGGGGAAGUGUGUUGUGUGCUGCCCUCUACUGGCUGGGGUACCCUGCUGCUGAAUUCUAAAUGGCUUCUAGUGUGGAGAAGGAAGCCUGUACCCAUGGAAAAGGCAAGCAGCCUAUCACACCUUUCUUGGAGGACCUAGGGUAUAUCUCUUGGGAACUGUAAGUGAUAGGUAGAGGUCUAUCAUAAUGAGCAAAGGGAACUGGGUCUCCCAAGUGAUUUACAGGGCCGAGGAGCCUGGAUAUCACUGGUGAUGAGGAUGGACAGGCCAGUGGGAGAAAGAUCUGUGGAGGUGGAGGAAGACCAAGGAGAGUGGUCAAGGAACACCAUGUCCCACCCAGGCCAGUUUACUCCUCAGGGACCCACCCCCACCCCCAUAGCUGUCAGAGCUAGUGUACACCAGGUGGAGCCCUGUGGCCUUGUAUAACCACGGGGGUGGGGGUGAGGGGGGCUAUGAGUGAGCCAGGAGAGGGAGGUGCAGCUGGCAGUCCCUUAGUACAUGGGUGCUCUGGAUUCUGGGGAGGCAGAAGCAGGAGAAACUCCAGUGUGGGACAAGCCUGUGGCACAACGCCCCCAGGGGUGGGGCAGUGUCCUAAGAACAUGUUCCCCUGGACUAUGUCACGUGUCACUCAGUGUUGUCUUGGAGGAUGGGGGUAAAAACACAAACAAACCGACAACCCCUCCACGCACCUUUUUUUAUAUAAGGUUUCAUAUUUAAUUUGGUCAUGAAUUCAUAAUACAUGAGUAUUUUGUAUCUAA